AUGUCAAGCACAUUCGCAGGGAUAUGGGACGACAGUGGUCACGACAUGGAUUGCCGAAGCAGGCAGCGUACAGACUGCACAUCUUGUUUGCUGGGCAUUGGCCAGCUGGUACCAUUAAGAGAAGCCGAAGGCAGCAUCGUCAAGCACCAACAAGAUUAUGGCUUUCAAUGGAGGGAGGAAGGUGACAGCGUCUCACCACCGUGUGCUCCAGAUCUCAGCACUAGCGACCGCGGCGAUUAUUUCGAAUGCGUAGAAAACAAAGCUCUAGCGUUCACUUAA
Aspergillus fumigatus Af293 is the source of this 279-nucleotide messenger RNA. RefSeq lists its product as uncharacterized. NCBI's taxonomy places the organism in Eukaryota, Fungi, Ascomycota, Eurotiomycetes, Eurotiales, Aspergillaceae. The record is from RefSeq and is a predicted model, not a curated record. The coding region runs from base 1 to 279 and encodes 92 amino acids. The transcript has a single exon.